ACUCUCGUGAAAACUUAGUUUUGUUGAAGUUUGGCUUUUGUGCUGUAAUUCAGACCUAUUGGAGUAACCAUUUCAUGGCCGCAUUGCAGAAAGUUAUGAAUCAGAUUUGCUGUACCUAGCUUUUAAAAGCUUAAAAAAGGUUAUAAUGUCUUCCGGUACUCGACGAAGGUUAGAAGAUGCAUUGAACGCAGGGAAAGAUAUCGCGCACAGCAUCUCCAGUGAUUCAGUGACCAAUGAGGACAGCUGUCGUAAACCAUCUUUGAUUAAAGUAGAUUUUGGCGAUGUUAUGGGAGUUUACAGUGUCAACUUUUCUCCCAAACAGCAGUAUUUUGUCGCGGGGUGUGGCAGUGGUGCAAUUCAGGUGUACGAGUGUAACACAGGAAAAAAGAAGAAACCACUAAAACAUGGUUCUCUGUAUGGCUUACCUACCACAUGUGUCAAGUUCUUUCCAUUUAAAGACAAUGUUUUGAUUGCAGCUGGUGCCGAUGGAAUAAUGACAUGUUGGGACUUGGAAGCAUGGAAUUCCUUUAAGACAAUUGAAGAGCUUCACAAUGAGAUAAGUGCUCUGGAUUUCUCACAUGACGGCAAGAUUUUCUCAACUGCUGGAAAGGACAGAAAGAUAAGAGUUUACGACACAAGCACACUAAAACUGAAGCUUACAUUUGGAGGAACAAGCCAUAUGGAUCUAACAGAAGAGGACGACAUUUUUGCUCCAGAGGCAGGCCAUGGCAGAAAAGUUUUUGCAGUGAAAUUUCACCCUUUUGAUGACAACCUAUUCCUGACAGGAGGCUGGGACAGAUGUUUGAAGGUGUGGGAUGUACGAGUUGAUAAAGUGGUUCGCUCCGUCCACGGGCCGUACAUCUGUGGUGAUGGAAUUGACAUCUGGGAAGACUCUAUUUUGACGGCUUCUUGGUUGGCCCGUAAUGCCCUUCAGCUUUGGGACUAUGGAAGCGGCAAGUUGAUAGAAUCGAUUCCAUUUCCGAGUCAGCAUGAGCACGGCGAGUUUCUGUACGUGGCACGGUUUUGUUCCUGUGGUGAUCUUAUCGCCGCAGGAGGAAGUGGAACUAAUGAUCUUAAAAUCAUCAACAGAAAUGAAAACAAGGUAAUUGCUAGCGUGAAGGAGGAAGGUAAACCCAUUCAAGCCUUGGAUGUAUCACAUGACGGAACUCAGUUGGUGAUUGGCAGCACUGCAAAUUGUGUUCAAAUCAUGACGCUUUCAUGAUCAUCUUAUUAACACUUCCAAACGAGAAGACAAAGUGAUAUUUUAUAUUAUUUACCAAGCCUCUUCAGUUGGCUGAAUAAUUUUUUACAAACCGUAUUCAAAGGGUGAGAAGUUCAAAAUUCCUUACAUCAGUUCUUGAUAACGCAGAACUGGAGUAACAUCAGUGAAUGUGAAACAAGCAUGUUAGGACUUUCCAAGGCUUACGUACAUCAAUUAGUUUAAAAACUCCAUACCCACUUGUAAAGCUAAAGUAUUUUCAGAUUAAAACAUACUUACGCAGG
Messenger RNA from Stylophora pistillata, 1503 nucleotides. RefSeq lists its product as uncharacterized. The record is from RefSeq and is a predicted model, not a curated record. Gene Ontology annotation, molecular function: protein binding. Lineage: Eukaryota; Metazoa; Cnidaria; Anthozoa; Scleractinia; Pocilloporidae.